AUGUGUGAUAGCCCCAGCGCCUGGAACUGGGCUUCGAAAGCCAAGUACGCCCCUACCCCCGAGUACCCAGACAUCCCCUUCAUCAACAAGAACUCCUCGCUCUUCUGGCGUGGCGGCACAACCGAAGGCAUGUCCCCGGACACGGGCCAAUGGAAAGGCCACUCCCGUCAGCGCUUCGUCCACACCCUCAGCGACAUCAACGUCGGUUCUGCCACCGCCGACAUUCCUCUCCCAUACGAAUACCGGAUCUCGCCCGACCAAAAGGAAGAACAACAACCGGUCAUCAAGACCCGCUAUGAGUACACGCCUGUGCCGAUAUCCACGCUCACGGAUCUGGUCCCGGUAGACGUCGGUUUCACCAGUUUCACCAGGUGCUGGGACAUGGACUGCCCUGAUCAAAUAGCCGAGUUCCACCGCCGUGAACCGGUAGACUUCCAAGCCCACUGGCAGUACAAAUAUCUCAUCGACCUCGACGGAGCAGGCUUCUCCGACCGCUUCAUACCCUUCAUGCAUUCGCGCAGUUUGCCCUUCAAAGCCGCUCUGUUCCGAGAAUGGUGGGAUGAUCGCCUAAUCGCUUGGAAGCAUUUCGUUCCGCUCGACUUGAGGGGACAUGGUGUUUGGGGGACGCUGGUGUACUUUGCUGGUCUAAAAGGAGUACUGGGCGAGAAAGAGGUGGAACUUGAGGCACAUGAGGCCAUGGGGGAGAGGAUUGCGGAGGGUGGGAAAGAGUGGGCGCAGAAGGUGUUGAAGAAGGAGGAUAUGGAGGUUUAUUUCUUCAGGCUGUUGUUGGAGUGGGGACGGGUUACAGAUGACAGAAGAGGGGAAAUUGGGUAUGGGAGUGAUUGA
Molecule: messenger RNA, 846 nt
Organism: Saxophila tyrrhenica
Lineage: Eukaryota; Fungi; Ascomycota; Dothideomycetes; Mycosphaerellales; Extremaceae
Exons: 1
Coding region: 1-846 (281 amino acids)
Source: RefSeq, a predicted model, not a curated record